GCAACGAUUACAAACUCCCGUUGAUUCGUAUCAUUGUAUCAGUUAAGCUGAAAGUUCUACAUCUAAAUACUAUUUCUGAAUUUAGCAUCAUGCUGACUUUCAAGCAUUUGAUACCCAUUAUUGGAGUGUUUGGUUGCAUAUUUUUGACGAGUUCGAUAGUUGCUGGGAUCGACCGAGAAUGUUACACGUGUAACAAUUGUAACGACACAACCAAGGCAAAUUUUGGCAAGACCUCAUGCACAGGCAAUUGUUACAAAAUGGCCGCUAAAAAUGAGAAGGGUUACGAAAUUAUAAAUCGUGGCUGCUUAUCCUUAGGUUUCGGCACGGCACGUUUGCACAGCGAUACAUGUGUAACAGGGUCGUCGGCGUUGGUUUCGUUGGGGGAUUUCAAAGGAAAGAUGUGUUUCUGCAAUGGACACAAGUGCAAUACAGCGACAUCUGUGUUUGACACUGUUCGGAUACCUUCGAUUGUCGCCACGUGUAUAGCGCUACGUGGCCUCUUAGUUGGUUAACUUUUUUUAAAUGAAGUGGGUAAAUAAAUCAUGAUUACAAACGUAAAUUUCUAGUAUGUAAAAUGAUGUGUUCAAUGCAUUAGUGUUGAUAUUAUGCAACAGUCAUUUGUAACCGCGCCCUCACACCCCCACCCCCAGGUCAUGGGGUAUACCGGGGAUAGCCGGGGAAAUGGGCCUUGUUUUUACCUUCCAGAUGGCCCCGCAAGACCGGUGAAUGCGGUUGUUUUGUGUUCGCGCCAAAAAUAGCGGGGAAUGGUCCUUACCUACGGUCCCUGUGGUGCGGGGGCAUUUAGCGGUGAUUUUACCGGCAGGUCGUCUCAGCAGAAAAGGGAUUUUACCCGGGCUUGGCUGGACCGAAAGUCGAAGUCCCCGCUUAACCCCGGACCAGGGGGCCGUGGUUACAAUUGACUGGUGCAUUAUCAACACGGAAUGAAUGAAAAUUAAUAAAUGACUUAAGCAGAAAAAACUCGUUUAAAAAUACCGUUUGAAACAACUGUUGUUAAGCUGUAGACUAAGAAAACGUUGUGGUUAUAAAACUUCAAAAGCAAAAUAUUAAACAUCGUUAGAAAAAAAGGUAACGUUUCUAAUAAGAAAACUAAAAUUGGUUGAACGUAACCACUAUAUGUUCGAUAAAAUUAUCACAUCCGGUGUAUGAAUAAAACAAUACGGUGAAAAUGUAAAAAAAACAGUGGAUCAGGCAGAUCCAGUAUGUUUAGCACUUUUAUAAAUUAAAAAGAACAAACAUUCAUGUCCAAAACAUACAUUGGAAGUAGACAGUGAUUUGAAAUGGUAUAACAAUGCUUUGAUUCACUGGCAUGUGCUAAGAAGAAGAGACAAUAAACGACAAAUGGGGCUCUGGGUAGUCACUUCCGAAUAUUUGUGUUAUUUUCCCUGUUAUAAUAACAUUAACAGAAGCUCUGAGCAUUCAUUAAGAUUGAAUCAUUUUAUUAAAUGCACGUAUAUUCGUGUGGUGCACAUGCCAUGAAAUACCUGCUUUAACUAACUGGUCCUUGUUUCUUCUCUCUGUUGCAUACCGGCUGUACAACUUUUUUAUAAUUCAGCAGCCAAUAGAUAUAGACUGAAAUCAUAUAACAGGGUUUUCUCAUGCCGGUACAAAUAAAAUGUUAAUUUCGAGCUAUUAAAAUUCAUGUAACAGACCAAUGACACUAUUGUUUCUAAAGUAACGUGUGUAUAUUAAAAAGGUAUAGUUUUGUUUGUACCGGACGAUUAGCUUUGAAAUACCAGAAUAUUUAUAAUUUCGGGCUUAAACUAUUGAAUAAACGUGGAUAGGUUA
This is a messenger RNA of Mya arenaria, 1806 nucleotides long. Its product is annotated as protein quiver-like. The transcript has 3 exons. Bases 90 to 512 code for a protein of 140 amino acids. Lineage: Eukaryota; Metazoa; Mollusca; Bivalvia; Myida; Myidae. The record is from RefSeq and is a predicted model, not a curated record.